Molecule: messenger RNA, 4008 nt
Organism: Acomys russatus (golden spiny mouse)
Lineage: Eukaryota; Metazoa; Chordata; Mammalia; Rodentia; Muridae
Gene: Spata31d1
Product: SPATA31 subfamily D member 1
Exons: 4
Coding region: 1-4008 (1335 amino acids)
Source: RefSeq, a predicted model, not a curated record
AUGGAGAACAUACUCUCAUCGCUGAAUAGCCUCACUGAGACAUGGCUGACCCUCGGCUCGGCUUCCUGUCACAUAGGCCUCACUUGCUCCUUCCUGAGUGGACUGGGGCUGCUGCUUCUGUACCUCGGCUACCUAACCCUGAAAGUGGGUUUACAGUCGCUGUGGAAGAAGAAGCACACCCCACAGCCACAGGGCAGGAUCGAGCGCAAAAGGAGAAAACUGCUUAAAGGUGGGGAGACUGACCAGAGAGGCCCCAAGGACAGGAGGAGGUUGCAGACAAGCCUGCAAAGUCCGGACAAGUCACACGAUGCCACUGGCCUUCAGCAACUACUAUGUCCAGAUCCCCUCUGCAGUGUAUGUAACAAAGCAAAUGCUCAGGUCAGUUGCCUGCUUUCUCAGGCUCCCCUGGAAGACAGAGUGGCCUUGGUGUCCCAUUCGCCUUCUACAGCUUCUGCGACAGAGACCUCACUCACCCUGUCCUCUCACCUCCCAGAAUAUGGUCCAGGACGUCCAGUUCCGGAAGCUCUACCCCAGCCGUCACCACCUUGCCUCUCCAUCCUCUCACCUAGCCACGUCACUCCUUCUCCCAUACCUCCCAAUGCCUCUCCACCACCAACAGCCAUUGCUCCCUUCACCCAUAUCCCAGGCAGACCACUCACCACUUUUCCACCUCCGCUUCCACAUGCCACUCAGGAAGCACAAUUAGUCCUCCAAGCAGGAGUUCCCAAUGCUCUGGGGGAGAGCCCAAGGGAGCUGUCUCCCGUCCCAACAGCCAAAGGCACUGUCUGUAAAACACAGGAUGUGCCCACAUCCGCCCAGCCAUGGUCCAGUGCUGAAGAGCAGCAGCCCCUGACUAAGUUGGUAUACUCUAUCGACCAGCAGCCCCUAGACUCCUAUGCUUCUCAGGGCUCAUCCCAGAGACUGACAAGGACCCACGCUGUACAGCUCAGAGACCGUUCCUCUCCCAACCCUGAUGUCUUGGCACUCUUCAAGAGGCAAGAGAAAAGGGAGACUGAUUUCACUGCAUCUGAACAUAAAAAAGAGAAAACAGAAUUGUUUUCAAUGGCACUAAAUACUUCGGGGAAAAUCUCAGCAUCAACGGCUGAUCCAAAGAACUCGGAAGUCUCCCGCCUUUUGGGUAAUGAAAAAGGCAAGCCAGGGGACCCUCACCUAUACCACGAGUCCUCUCUUCCCAAGAACUCUGAAGACCAAUCAGAGAUCAAGGGCAUCCAGUGCUUUUGGGGCCUCCCUUCUCUUCACAGUGAGUCCCUGAGACCGGAGGCUGCUGUUUCAGGUAACAGUUAUUCAGAAAGAGCCUCUUUCAACAGAAUGGCUAAGGCAGCCACAGGCGAUGAGUCUCCCACCCUUCCUCACCCCACACCUUUGCCCUUGCCUGCGAGUGACCAUCAGGUCUGGCUGCAAACCUUACCUCAAUCUCAGACCAAGCCUGACCCUCCUGCCAAGUCUGAGGCCCAGACUCAACCCUUAAUCCAAGCCCUGGCACCUUCUCCUCGAUCCCAGCUUAGGAUCUGUGGGGUACGUUUUCAUAAACCCCAGGAGGAGGUGCAGCUUCUUGGCCCAUCUGAGAUUCAGCAGCUGGAAUACAACCUAUUACAGAAAGCACUGGAAAGUUUCUUGGGCUUACCCACUCUAAGCCAAAGAUCCCAAGAAAGCUUCUGUCACCCACCUCCGAAAAUCUCCUCAACCAGAAAGUCAUCCAAGGUCCAUGGUCCCAGGCUAAUCCUUCCUGGAGACUUCCCCCUCACCACAGACCUCCAGAGGAAACUAGAGCACCACCUCCGAAAGAGACUCAUCCAGCACCUGUGGGGCCUGCCACAGAGGAUCCGAGACUCCUUGUCCCUCAUUAGUCCUCAUGUACAGGCUCCGGAGGCCCCUGAGGCAGAGCACAGCCGUGGGCUUUCCUGGAUCUCUCUCUAUAAGCUCAAUGCCAGCAGAAACCCAUCAAGCUCCGGGCUAAGCCCAUCAGAAAGCUUCCUUAGAAACCCCUCAGUGAUCUACCCUCUAAGGGCGAAAGGGGUCAAAGUUCAGGGGCACUGUCCAAGAGCAGACCCUGAUCAUCUCCAGAGUAACUCCAGCGGAGCUACAGAAAGCGAAGGCCACUCUGAUUCCACGACAGACUCAAAGUGUCAGCCACGAGAAAUGUCCGGAAAAAAGUCAAAGGCUUCGUGGGCCAAGCAGUGCAAGAAAGAACGGGAAAUUUCGAUGCAAGAGCACAUGGACAGAACUAAAGAAAUGAGUGUGGGUCAGCUCCUGGGCGCUGUGGAGAAACCACAGUAUUCUACCAACGUGGCCCAGCCUCCGCCCGAGACGACCCCCAAGCAAAUGAAAGGUGAGGAAGGCCGACUAAAAAACCACCAGCACGGUUUGUCACUUAGUCCUAGCAAAAAAAAGACGUUGGAAGAACACAUUAAAGCCUUUGGCAGGAGGAUGACAUUUGGUCUUCCACAAAGAGUCGAGGAAUCCUUAGAGUCCUACAUGACAAAAGUAGAACCAUCCCGUCCUUUCUUUCAGUCGCACGUUCCCUCACACACCAUGGCUGGACUGGAUUCUGACCAGUCCUCCAGAUUCCUCCCAAGAAACACCAGGGGAGACAGACUGGGGACAGAGAGUUUUAUCCCCAUCCAAGAGGUGCCUCUCCCUGCUACCUUGCCUGUGGGCCAGACACAGCCAGCCUCUGAGAACAAGAAGGUUAGCCUAGCUCCGAGUGGCAGAGAGCCGAUCCAGCCCUGGACACCUGCUCUGGUAGAGAAAGGCAGCCUGCAUCAGUCUAGACCAAGCAACAGGCAUGGGCCAGAGCAGCCCAGGAGCCCUGGUGUGCCAACAGAUGGGAGACUGGCUUUCAGCACCAACAUACAGGAGCCUCGGGAAGAAAGGAAGAGCUGGGAAGAUGGUCCCAUGGCGGAGGGGUCCACACAGCUACUCAAGGGAGAGGCAGUCCCCGGUCUUCACCCACAGUCCACUAAGAUCUUGACAGCCACCCAAGGCACCUGCUCCCCAGGGAGCCAUGUGGCUGCAUGUCAGUCUCUGCAGGAAAUGUCAGCUCCUCACAACUCUGAGACAUCUGACAGUAAAGGAGGCAUGUUGAACUCAGAGAAGUGGCUGCACAUUAAAGCACCAGGUCUGCCUGCCUUGCUCUUUGCCUCAGAAGAAAUGACUUCCAAGACCCAGGGCCCCUCCAUUGGGGACAACAUGACUGCUUCUCAGGUGCUGCCUGUGCACCUGCCCACUGUGGGGGUCAGCAUGGAGCCACCGCAGGGUUCCUGGGUCCCUGCAUAUGUCUCAGGCACCUGCCAGAAUGAGGAAUGUUCCCUAGCUGCAAGGGGAGUGUCCCCACUGGCAACUGAAGGAGAAAAGCUUGGUGGAGGCGAUGCAGUAAGCUUAGGGGCACCCCAAACCAGAGAGGAGAGCCACUCUGUGCAGGCCAGGGCAGCAGAGGAAACACAGGGACACACCUGCUCCCCAGCACUGUCCCCUAAGAGGCUGCCUCCAGAAAACCAACUCACCAGCCAGGUGAAGUGCUUCUUCCUGCAGAGGCUGUCCCCUGGGAGAAAACACAAAGAGAUGGAAAGGUCCCUGGCCAAGGGCAGCUCCCCACUAAUGUCUGUGAAGGGCACAGGCCUCCUCAAAGGGAGAAUUGAAUUUCAUGGGAACACUGAAGCUCAGAAAGGUGUGAGAGACCCCGGGGUGGUCCUCAGGAAACAGCUGGGGCACAGGCAUGGCACAGUCAUCCCUGUGUCUCCCCUCAUGGGGUCUAAAGAAGCUCAGCAGGAGGCACAGCUGCAGGCUCAGGCAGAGCCUGUGCUGAGGCUGCCCCACUCCUGCUGCCAAGCUUCCUGCUCUCAAGUGCAAAGGGCUGAGUCCUGCAGCCCAGGACAAGGGCAGGCAGCCCCUGAGAGGUGUGGCAUGGCAGGAGAAGCCACGAUGGUGGACACCUGCCCCAUGCAUGCUCCGCAGGGAACCCGAGUCCCACCAAAGUCCUAUCUGUAG